AUGAAAGUCGUCGCUAUCAUUUUAAGUGGAGCUAGCUUUUGCUUUGCGACCAGAUUGAGGGCAAAAGCAUGUGGUAAUGGUGGUGAUGCAGACUUAAACCGUCGUAAUCUGCUUUGCACCCCAGUACUAAAACCUGACUCGAUCUCGAAUGGAACGCAAAGACAUAAUGUCGAACGUGUGGAGAACGAGGCUCAUCUUGACGACAAAGAGAACGAAGCAAGAAUGAAAGGUGGGGCUAGUGAUAGUAUGUUAGAGAAAACUUUGAGUACGUUCCAAGAACUUUCAACAAAUGCGAUAAUAAAAGUGGAAGAGCUGAUACACGAAGCUCCCGCCCUGAAAAAGCCUCGACUGGAAUCAUCGUUUGCUAAUCAAUUCGCGCGACCUCAGCCGAUCGAUACAGCAUCUUAUUUCAAUCAUCUUAGAAACACGGCUGGUGAAGAUGUAAUUUCGGUACUUGAAUAUAGCUAUUACGAGGGCAAGACCGUCAUGGACUGGUUAAAAAGUGUACAAGCCUCCAGGACAUUCCCCACAAGUGAUGACAGUAUUGAGAAAUAUGAUAACACAAAGCUGCUAGUCACUUUAACAGAAGAAAUAAAACCACAGCCAAUUGUGCCACAAGACGUGGUAGAUCUGUUUGAUAAACUUCAAGCCAACCCAGAAUUCGCGAGCUUUGCAGAGGAUGUACAACGAACCAUGGUAUUGGAUUCCAUGUACAAGCCUUUGGUGUUUGGUCAAUGGAUAGAAAAGGGGUUUUCCCCAGAAAAGAUUCUCGAAAUUUUCUUUGCGCACAAGUCUAUGAACUUCAAAGUCACGGAUCAACUGUUUUUGGUGUGGCUUGAAUACUUCACGUGGUACUGGAGACUUGCGAAAAGUAAAAGCCCAUUGCGCAACGCUGAAUUUCUAUGGGCACUACGCAAGCAUUUGUCGGAAGACAGUCUGGAUAAGAUGAUUACAUCACAAGAGUUUCAGGAUGUUUUUUUAAAUCAAGACCUUGACGACGUGGUGGGCGACUUGAUGAGCAUACGGUUGACUUGGCAUACGGAUUAUCUUUUACGAAAAGAAACUCGCCCAGAUCUUGCGUUUCCCAAAUUAAUGAAGAGUUUGCAUGAUUUGGAUAAAUCAGACAAUUCUGCGAUGUUGUGGCUACUCAAUUACGUCUUGCAAUACAGGAAAAAUUUUCCUUUUACCGACACCGAGCUGGUUAAAUUGUUGUCUUCCACAAUCCCGUUUGAAUCGCUGAUAAGAUUUUUAAGAUCUCAAAGGAAAUACCCGCGGAUAAAUAAAUUAGCAGAAGAUAUGCUGCAGUCCAUGUUUUCGUCUACAACUAUGCUUACAACUUUGGCGAAUUCAGGAAUCAACCCUGAAAAAUACUUUCAACACCUUUUCAGUCUGUAUGGUACGGUUGCUACGUCUUCUAAGUCAGAAAUCAUGGAAGCCUCACAGCAAAAAAAUUUUGACGUGGCUUUACAAUACCUCAAAUAUGCUCUGGUGUUUGAUGUACAAAUAAAAAAGAUGACAUUUAAAAACAGCUUCCGCAAUUCAUUUAUCUUUUUAGAUGAAAAGAUGCAUGAUAUAUUGAGUCAGCAUUUGGAAGAGUUACAGGCCAAUAUGGAGAAAUUCAAGCAAGAUUUGGGAGUUGUGGAGAUUGGACAAGGGGUGCCACCUGUGUAA
Messenger RNA from Plasmopara halstedii, 1671 nucleotides. RefSeq lists its product as uncharacterized. The record is from RefSeq and is a predicted model, not a curated record. Bases 1 to 1671 code for a protein of 556 amino acids. The transcript has a single exon. Lineage: Eukaryota; Oomycota; Peronosporomycetes; Peronosporales; Peronosporaceae.